UCAUAAUGGUAUAGAACGCGUCAUAAUAGAAUAGUGCACAAUAGAUACAUUGUCGUUCUAAUUGCGAAUGAUACAUUGUAGCAGAUUAUAAGUGCCAUAAAACACAUGGCACGUGUUCAUUAGUAGUUUCUUUUUAAUAAUAUGCCUUUUUAGUCCGUUCAUAGCCCUGUUUUAUCGUUCAUAAUUAGACCGGGAUUAUUAUUUUCCUUUAGAUAGCCUACCAUAGCCGGCUAUAGGUAGAAUAGAUAGACACCUCAUUAAAAUAUGAGUCAUUAUUGACAAUCAUAAAUUAGUUUAUAUGUUAACAUAAUAAACCUUUGCAUUGUAAUUUAUUUAUUUAUUUAUAUGCUAAUUAGCUAUAUUAAAUUAGGUUUUAUAUUAUCAAUAUUUCCAAGCAUUUAGUCAAGAUAUUUAAACAUAGAGGGAGGUGUAAAUAUCGUCCUCCCACGUGAUGGAGACACAAAGGCCAGGUGACCUGCCGGGCUCCUCAGUGGUGGCGGAGGCCCCUGAGGGCCCCGGUGAGGUCAAGCGCAGCAACUCUGGUGUGAAGAAACAUCAUCACAAACACAACCUAAAGCAUCGCUACGAGCUGCUGGAGACCCUGGGGAGAGGAACGUACGGCAAAGUCAAGAAGGCCAUCGAGCGCCAUUCUGGAAGAGAGGUUGCCAUCAAGUCGAUCAGGAAGGAGAAGAUUAAAGAUGAACAGGACAUGGUUCACAUUCGACGAGAAAUCGAGAUCAUGUCGUCCCUUCGCCACCCACAUAUCAUCUCUAUAUAUGAAGUGUUUGAAAAUAAGGACAAGAUAGUGAUCGUCAUGGAAUAUGCCAGUAAAGGUGAACUCUAUGACUACAUCAGCGAACGCAGACGCCUGACUGAGAGAGAAACCCGACACUUCUUCAGGCAGAUCGUCUCUGCUGUGCACUACUGCCACAAGAAUGGUGUUGUUCACCGGGACCUGAAACUGGAAAAUGUGCUACUGGAUGAAAACUGUAACAUAAAGAUUGCUGAUUUUGGUCUGUCCAACCUGUAUCAUAAAGACAAGCUCCUUCAGACCUUCUGUGGUAGUCCACUGUACGCAUCUCCGGAGAUCGUCAACGGCAGACCGUACCGUGGUCCAGAGGUGGACAGCUGGGCUCUGGGGGUGUUGCUGUAUACGCUGGUCUAUGGCAGCAUGCCAUUCGAUGGAGGGGACCACAAAAAUCUCAUUCGGCAAAUCAGCAAUGGAGAGUACCGAGAACCAUCCCAGUCAUCAGAUGCUCGUGGUCUUAUCCGCUGGAUGCUUAUGGUCAACCCUGAGCGGCGGGCCACUGUGGAAGACAUCGCCAAUCACUGGUGGGUAAACUGGGGAUGGAAGACCAGUGUGUGUGACUGUGAAUCGCAAAGGGAUGCUGGCUCGCCCAUGCUGGCUCGUCUCAUUGACUGGCAGAACCGGACCGAGCCUCGACCCACUAAAGCCAUCCGGUCUGAGCCAUUCCUGCUUGUCCGUCAACGGCCCAAAAAGUCCAAGAAAGAGAAUGAUGUCGGUGUGUCCCACUGUAAUGGAGAGGACAGCCUUGGCCUCAAGAGACCAAAGGGCAUCCUGAAGACAAGAACCUCUGAAGAGCAACGCUCUCCAAGUCUGGAGGAAAUAGAGUCCGGUGCGGGAACCCCAGAGAAGGAAUCUGGGCCUGAUGGUGAAGAGGGCGAGGAGGAGCAGGGGCUAACAGGCAACUCUCCUACCAAGGCAGUCUCUAUCCUUCCAAAGAAGGGAAUCCUAAAAAACAACCAACAACGGGAAUCAGGGUACUAUUCUUCCCCGGAGCGCAGCGAGUCCUCUGACUUGCUAGGCGGCAACAUUACACCUCUCGCCGCCAGCUCACCACCAAAGCGAGCAGUUGGUAGGAAGGGCAUCUUGAAGCGCAACGGGAAGUAUUCUACAUACAGUGGCGCUCCUCCUUUGAGUGUCCUUGGAGAACCAGCACCUGGCGAUUCCGGGUUAUCCCGCAGUCAGAGUCGCCCAUCUAGUAUUGUAAGGGAGGAUAGCGACACCAUCACCAACAGUUCCUUCAGUGGCACUGACUGGCCCCCACCCAGAGCCCGCCCCAACAUCAGAGGCUGUUUGUCUGCAGAAAACCUCCUCCAGUUGGCCAACUUUAAAGGUCUCCAGGCAGCUCCUCCCCUACAUAGUGGGAAAUUCAGCCGAGGAACGCAGAGCUCUCCGGGGGAUAACAGCAGCUUCUCUUUACUAGGAGAUCUUGAUGAUAUGACUCAGGUGUACCAACAAGCCCUGGACAUCAGCAACAACCUGUCAUAGGGAUGGGGGCCAGUUAAGAGGGGCCUAGAAAGAAAGAAGGUGGAGCAAGUGGAACGUGUUUGUUUGGCAUGUUGUUGACGACCAGUGCAAAACUGGGAUUCUAUGAAUGUGAGUCCUUUUUCAAAUGGAUGAUAUUGGAGGUUGUACACAACCAAACCUUAACCCUAACUCCUAACCCUUAACCCUAAUCCUACCCUAUCCCACUUUACCUUUACCCAACCCAAACUUAUACACAGUUAAAAUUUGUAUCAAAUACAACUUGGGGAACUACAGCCUAGGGGGAUUUAAGGGUUUGAAGCAAGUAAAAUUUAAGUUGGUACUCUGGGACAUUAUCCCCCUACAGGCAAGAAACUAAAUUAAAUGUUUACAUUUUAAGUAUAAGGUGAGUUAGCAUCAGAGUAAGGCAUCAUGUAACGGUAGUCUUGAUGAAAAAUAAGAGCCAACCUGAGUUUAUCAAGCACCUUAAAACUCACAGAGCACAUGUCGUUUGUGAUCUUUACUUCCAAAAAAAAGAAACCAGGGUCUUGCUCCAAAUGAACUGUUGUUGUGUAUUAUUUAUUAAUAUUUUUGUAGAUUUAGUGAUACAAAACUGGUGUGGUCUGGCAGUACUGGAAGAAUAAGAAACUGAAUCUCUCAUUGUCCUUGAUUGGAACUGACAUAUAUAAUUGUUAUUUUUCUUUCUUGGUUAUUGUGAUAUGUCAUAUAAACUGCAUAUGUAAUGAUCAAACUCAUAUGAGUCAUAUCUAUGGAAUUAUAGAAGUGCCUUUUUGUUUGUUUGUUUUAAUUUUUAAUUCACAUUAAAUUAUGUAUGUCAUUUCCCUAAGGUGGAGAGAGAUGCCAGAGGAAGCUGUCAUCAGAUGAACAGCGUUUUAUUAUUUUUAUUUCAUUUUAUUUUGGAGUUUGUAUCGAAUGCUUAGAAGAGCCCCAGGACCUCCGAGCACAAAGCCUACCCUACAGAACUACCUUCAAGGUUAAGUUUGCCCCACUACUGACGAGAUUAUUCAGGAAGAGGAAUAUUGAGUCCGUGAUCACUUUGAAAGGGAGAUUAUUUUCAGAACCCGCAGGGUAAUUCAAGGUUCCAGCAUGCUAGAUUGGUUGUUUCUGAUUGAGUCCUGACAGAAACAUGUGUGUGUGCGCCAUGUGUUUUUCUGGAACGGUACUCUUGUGGUUUCUUGAUUGGGUUAGGUGACUGUACAGAGUUCUGGACACCUUCAUCUUAACAAGAUUUAACUCAAGGUAGAAAUGUCAGACACAAUCUCAGCUCCAAAGAAUGUUCAGGCGGAGACAAGCUUGUUUGACUAUUUCCAAAGUUUUUGGACUGUAGGAACGUUGUCUCUCCUGGUGUUUAUCUGUUGAUGCCUAAGGAUUAGAAUUGCUCAGCUCAAAGAAUAACAGAUUAUUGGUUCUUUGUUGAACUUUGAUGCCCAAAACACUCCCGUCAGAGCUAAAAAAAACAAGUAGACCGAUUAGUCUCAAAGCAGUGAUGAGGCAGCAAAUUCCAAAGGCUCUUUAGAGGCAUGUUUGGACUAGAUCUUAACACCGUGACCCAGAGAGCUUCCCUGUGUCGUAGGUUUAAUGGAACAGAAGCUUUAUUGUUUCAGAAUCUUUAGUGUCUACCUGCAGAAUUUCAAGUGCAAUUUUAGUUCGAAGGCUGUUGUCUAAAUGUUUUUUAGAAGGUAAGUGUGAAGUAGCUGUAGUAGAAAGAGAUGUAUUUACUAGGUGUUUAUGUUCAUGAAAGCAUUUAUGGAUGGACGCUUUUCCAGUAAGAGGGACAAAUAGAAUUAUUCACUGGAAAGGAUGGUGUGGCUUUUUAUUUUGCUGCAUGUGAAGAAAGACUAGUGCAAGUGUAGAAAUAGUGAGAUGAAGAAAGUAGAUGAAAGGAUAAGGCAAGUAUUUUGUACCAAAGAAGGCGCUUAUGGGUAGAUGUGUCCAGUUAGCUGAUCAACUAGUAGCGUUAAUGAAAAAUUUUCAACAGAGAUCAUGGGAGGCAUUUUGUUCAAAGGAGGUCCUGGGUUGAUAUUAUAGACACACCUAAUGUGUAUCGUAUCGUACUGCAUUUCUGUAUUGCAUUGUAUUGUCAACUGGAUUCAGUGAUCAAAUUAUACUAUGUUAGUAUUUUUAUGUUAUUGCGCUUCUGUUUUUGAUUCUCCAAAAUAUUAUUAUUGAUUUACCUUACAGAAGAACGUUGUGCGUAUAAUCAACGAUCUCUCCUGGUCUCUACAGGUUUUCAGUGCAGAUGUGCAGUGCUAAUGCUAAUGUCUAGCAUUCGCACAAACAGACGAUCAUUCGCAACUACUGCAGUUUCAUCAGGGUCAUUCGAUGCGUGUCCGAAAUCUCAAACGCCGCCUCACAGAUCUGACCCAAUAUUUGGUGUCACGAUAUUCACGAUCAACCUUAUUUGUCUUAAUACUUUAGGACAAAGUUGAGCAUCCACCCAAAUGUGCCAUUGCUAACCAUAGUGCCAUCGGAAGUGAGAUUAACAGAGGCGGCCAUUGCGAAUCAAUUUCAAACAUGCUUUCAGCCAAACUGGAAAUACCUGGUGCAUAUUAGUCAAAAAUUAGUCAGCAUAGUGGAAAACUUGACUGGAUAUUGUUUAUUGACAGUACUGAAAUGGUAGUAUUAUUAUGUUAUUUAUGCAUUAUUUUAUUAUAAUUAAUUACUUUUGUUGGUCAAUGCCAUAAUCUUUUUUGGGGGUUUGGUAUCAGUUUUGAGAAACAAGGACUGCCAAGGUAUUUUUCGUUCAGUGCCUUUGCUAUCUUUUUUGUUUAAUUUUUUGAUAAUAAAAUUAUUACAAUUGCAUUUUUAUACUCUAUUUAUUGGUGGUGAAGCCAUUUCAUUUCAUCAACAGCACUCACGCAAAAUGUGCAUGUGUGAGUGUGUGUUUAGACACAAACAAACACUGAAAGACAACUGGAAGAGCAAAAUAACAGGGAGAGAUGGUGCAUUGCGGUCGUGUGGUUGUGUUGUAAAGCUUUGGUUGUGUAUUCAGCUGCUUUGGUUGUUGCUAAGUGGAGAUAUCUCGCUAACCAGCAGUGUUUUGUACCACAAAACCAAAUCUGUGUAAAACCAACUCAAUAAACGAAUCAUUUCAAAGGA
Labeo rohita (rohu) is the source of this 5389-nucleotide messenger RNA. It is a transcript of the gene nuak1b, whose product is annotated as NUAK family, SNF1-like kinase, 1b. Bases 452 to 2293 code for a protein of 613 amino acids. Gene Ontology annotation, cellular component: cytoplasm. Gene Ontology annotation, molecular function: ATP binding; tau-protein kinase activity; protein serine/threonine kinase activity. Gene Ontology annotation, biological process: protein phosphorylation; microtubule cytoskeleton organization; intracellular signal transduction. NCBI's taxonomy places the organism in Eukaryota, Metazoa, Chordata, Actinopteri, Cypriniformes, Cyprinidae. The record is from RefSeq and is a predicted model, not a curated record. The transcript is spliced from 7 exons.